CACCAGGGUCUACUCACUGUCCCCUCUCAGCAAAGGAGGAUAACAGCCAAAGGAUACACCACACACACAGUGCUCCUGACCCAGACCCACAUCUCCAGGAGAUAGGACAGACAGGCAGGAUGAUGAAUAUGUUGUCUGGAUGUGAUGACCUGGCCAAGCAGAGGAUGCAGCAAGCUCAGGCUCUGAGCAGAGAGGUCCGGGGAGAUAGACUGAACCUGGGGAAGAAGAUCAGUGUUCCCAAGGAUCUGAUGAUGGAGGAACUGAACCUGCCCUCCAAUCGGGGCUCUCGCAUGUUCCAGGAGAGGCAGAAGAGGGUGGAGAUGUUCACUCUGGAGAACCCCGUCAACGACACAUACAGCAGCAACGGGUUUCCAGAGCCCCAGCCUCCCCAGUUCUCCCCCCAGCCUGAGCCUGGGAAGGAGAACCAGACGUACCCCAUCCAUGGAAAGCACAGUCUGGUCACCACUCUGCAGAAGACUGUGGCCCUGAAGGGCUCCCCGGCCUUCCUUGCCCCAGGCUAUGGUGGUCCCCUGAAGGAAAUCCCCAAGGAGAAGUUCAACAUGACGGUGAUCCCCAAGUCCUACUGCUCCCCCUGGAGGGAAGCCCUAGGGGGGCACCAGCAGAGGCUGGACGCCCUCAGCGCUCAGCUGCCCCAGCCCCCCCAGACGCUCCAACCUGCCAACUACCGCUGCUUCAACAGAGCUGCGAUUCCGUUCGGAGGUCCCAUGGCCAGCAGGAGAGUUAUCCCUGUGGUCGGGUUUGAGGCGUCGGAAAACCAGAAUCUUCCCAGCACGACCCUGGAACACCUGAUCAGGAGGCCCAACUUCAACAGGGCGCCCCGCGGCUGGGGAGGACAGUACUCCCCCGAGUCCAGCGACUUGUGAUGGCCCCAUGACCUUUCACCACCGCCUAGUAUCUGCCUGUGACCUUUGUGAGCCUGCAGGCUGAGAGACUGAAGCCUUAAGCCACUCCCCCACCCCCCCACCCCAGAUGACCCCCCCUCCCAACAUGAGACUGCCACGGCCAUGAGGAGACGGUGUUGUGGGGGGGUCUGCGUGAGGAAGCAGUCCACAGCGCUGAGACCAUGCCAUCCUCCCUCCCACCUGUCUGACUGUGUCCCCUUUAACCCCUCUCUGAAUGAGAGCCAGUGUGAUGUGAUCCCUAACUGACGUCAGGACGAAUGAACGAGGGGAAACGAGGAAGAAUGUUGAAAUGAAAAGAGAUUUAAUGGAAUAAGGAGAACAUAUGAGCAGAAAGUUAACAAAUAAACUGAAAAUCGCCA
Molecule: messenger RNA, 1282 nt
Organism: Osmerus eperlanus (European smelt)
Lineage: Eukaryota; Metazoa; Chordata; Actinopteri; Osmeriformes; Osmeridae
Product: myozenin-2-like
Exons: 6
Coding region: 120-884 (254 amino acids)
Cellular component (GO): actin cytoskeleton; Z disc
Molecular function (GO): telethonin binding; actin binding; FATZ binding
Source: RefSeq, a predicted model, not a curated record